This is a messenger RNA of Penicillium brasilianum, 763 nucleotides long. The record is from the annotation of a GenBank genome assembly. NCBI's taxonomy places the organism in Eukaryota, Fungi, Ascomycota, Eurotiomycetes, Eurotiales, Aspergillaceae.
AUGGAUCGGGCAGCGAGAGUGCGGGAGCUCCUGGCGACUCAGCCAAAGCCAGAGACGAUCAUGUCCUACACCUACGACGCAAAGGACUUCCGCCUCCCCAGCUACCUUUUGGUUCCGGAAGUCCUCCUUCAAAUGCACAUGAGAGUCGGCGAGUCCGCUUAUGCGGUUAUCAAGUGCCUGCGCUUCUUCCAUAACCUUCGCGCCAAACGUUUCAUCGCCAUGUGUCCCGAGCAGCAGGGCCCGAUGUAUGACCAGCACGUUCAAUCCAUGAAGCGUCUUUUCGCAUGGAAAGAACAGCAUAACCCAGCAGACCCGACACUCGCCCCAGCCGCUAAGAUCCCCGGUGCUGUUCUCGGAUUCCACCUCGACCAGCUUGCCUACGACUCUUUCAACAACCUCUACAUUCACUCCCUCCGCCGUUUCUUCGAAAUUGAGUGGGCAACCUACAGCCAGCGCAUGUACGAUAUUAAGCAUGCUGCCUCCCGCCAGAUGGACCACUUCGACUACAUGGCCUGGCUGUACUGGUGGAACUCGGAGUUCAAGCCCAAUAUGGAGAAGUGGGAGGGCUACGUGAAUGAUUUGAAUCUGCCAAAUUGGGAGGACACCGUCGACGAACUCUACAACAUGAUUAUCGAACGUGUCGAGGACUCGGAUGAGGUGACUGCCAUGCAGCUUGCUCGCCAGCUCUGUUCUUGCAAGAUCAAGCGCACCGAGGGUCUCACCACUCUUCCACCUGAUCCUCAUCGUAUCCUCAAUCCUUGAU